This is a messenger RNA of Clonostachys rhizophaga, 3135 nucleotides long. The record is from the annotation of a GenBank genome assembly. Lineage: Eukaryota; Fungi; Ascomycota; Sordariomycetes; Hypocreales; Bionectriaceae.
AUGGACUCGGUUGCGGGACUGGAGCGGUCCCAAUCCCAGCAGAGUCAUCGGUCCAUCACCUCCCACCGCAGCACCACCGUCCGAGCCUCCAAAGCCCGCAAGCGCCUCAGCCAGCCCAGCAGCUCGGCCAGCAGCGUCGCCCCCAGCGACAAGUCCCUGACCAGCUUCCCCAGCUUCUCCCCAGAGUCCCCCGUCACCGAGCGAUUCGACGAGGACCGGUUCAAGACGGCAACCAUCCGAGAUCGCUCCGCCGACACCCGAGGUGCUAGAAGCGGCUCCAUUGUCGACAGCUUGACCGAACCGAGGGCUGCGAGGGACGCCCUCUUCGAGGAUGCUCCGCUGGCCAAGGCGCCCGGCGCGCUGCACCAGGCCGACAAUGCGCACAUCGAGCGGCUGGUGGCGAGACACGGCGCCGUGGGGUUGGUGAGGCAGCUUGCCGAGGACCUUGCCCAGCGAGACGGGCAAAUCUCGUUGUUGAGGAGGCGGGCGGACGAGCGCGAGAUGGCGCUUCGGAGGAUUAUCCGAGAAUGCGGGCUGUCGAAUCUGGAGCUGGAGACGAGGCUGCGCACGGUCGAGGACGAGCUCAGAAAGAACGGCCGGACGAGGAAUUGGGUCAACACGGGGCUGAGCGACAUGAUGACCGAUGCGAUGCAGGAUUCAAUGACGCGGCGUUCGCACGACGAGGAUGGGGAUUACAAGAAAUCAACGACUAUUCGAGCAAGUAACCAGAAUGGCAACAAUGCCAGCAAUAACGAUCAGAAAGACUGCAAGCCGGCGGAAAGCAGCGGCAAGGGGACCACGAGGGGCUGGAAGGAGUACUUCUGGGGCACCGGCACGACUAAGAAAUCGAACCGGGGCAGCAGCUUUCUCAGCGAGGGCGUCAAUUCGUCAACAAUGGUUCGCUCCCACUCGAGCUUGGAGAGGCGGCCGAUUCUCCAGGACGACCUUUUCAAGCCGCCAGACGCAGCUGAGAUACCACGGAGCGCUAGCAGGGCUUCAUUCUACUCGGCCAACAACACCGACAGGAAGCCAUCCAACUCGUUCGCCAGUAUGGCUCUGCGGCUGGUUGCGGGGGGUGCCAUCAGCGGCAGGGAAGCUGCUGCAGAGUCGAGAGGCCGUGCGGUCAGUAAUUCUACGCGCGCCGAUUCUCUGCGCGGUGCGUCUGCCUCGAGCAACAAGACGGCUCGAUCUGCGCGAACUGUCUCUGUGGCUGGAGGACCUAAGGCGCUGAUGGCCAUGCGUCGAUCCGCUACGCCCGUCCCGCAGGCACAGGCGGCGGCAUCACGAGCGCAAGCGGCAGACAUGUGGGAUUCUAUGGUUGGCACGUCCCCAGGAAACUCGGCGUCGCGACAGGAGAGCUACGGGCCGGUGGAAAUGGACGCCAUCCGAUCUCCCGAGUCGCAACCUCCGACUCUGACACACAUCUACAAGAACUAUGAUAACAGCGAGUAUUUGACGGAUCGGUUCGGCUUCAUCUAUGAUCAGCGACGGAAAAAGCGCCAACGAGAGGCGGCGCAGAUGGCCAGGCACGUCCGCAAGGGCAGUCGCCCGGAAAUGAUGCUCAACGGCCGCUCUGGAAUCUCUCCUAAUCUGAUUGACGACAUGCCUCCUACUAUGCGAAGCGUAUCGAGCGGAAGCCGGGCAGAUAGCCCGAUCAGCCAGGAAGACAGCAAAAGUAUAGACGAGGGCAAGUCCAACAAGAGGUGGCAGGAUUACCUGAAGAUUGCCACCUUCCCGACCGAGCUUCUUAGCCAUACCCCCAGCACCGGAGCCGCAUCACUGGAGGUUCUCGAAGGAACAGACGCAGCGGCCUCUGAAUCGCAGCUGAAUGGACCUCUCAAAUCACCAGCUAUUACACCCACCGACUCUGGCCUUGUCCCUGCGGCGAGCACAACCACGGCGGUGGACAAUGGAACGACGACGCCACCAUCCCAGCCUGAGGUGAUUCCCGAGCUGGUGCUCAAGGAGGACAGAGAGCCCGUCAAGCUUCUCCUCCAGCAGCUGAGCGAUGUUCACGAUGCGCUGCAGAGAGAGAAGAUGCCUCGGUGGAACGACUUCUUGCGCAAGGUCAGGGCCGAGCGGCGUCGCGAGGAGGAAGCAGCGAUCGCGGCCGCCAAUGCAGUUGCGGAAGCCCGGUACGAGAGACCGACGAUGAUUCUCCCGGAGACACGGGUCGCUGAUGGCGAAAUGAUUGGGAUCUCGAACCUUGGAAACAAGGGCAAGGUCGGCCGAGCCAAGUGGAACGAAUUCAAGAAUCUCGUCCUCGGUGGGAUCCCAGUCGCAUACCGCUCCAAGAUCUGGUCCGAGUGUUCUGGGGCUGCCUCGAUGCGGAUCCCUGGCUACUACGAGGAUCUAGUGGCUCAGAAGAGCGAGGAUGACGACCCGGUUGUCAUCAGCCAAAUCGAGAUGGACAUCAAUCGCACACUCACGGACAACAUCUUCUUCCGCAAGGGUCCAGGCGUCAAGAAGUUGAGGGAGGUUUUGGUGGCGUACGCGCGCCGGAAUAAGGACGUCGGGUACUGCCAAGGCAUGAAUCUCAUCGCGGCCAAUCUUCUCCUCAUCAUGCCUUCCGCAGAGGACGCGUUCUGGGUCCUCGCCUCCGUCAUUGAGAAGAUCCUUCCCCAGGGGUAUUACGACCACUCGCUCAUGUCGUCGAGGGCUGACCAGCAGGUGCUGCGACAAUACGUCUCAACAGUGCUUCCCAAGCUGUCGGCACACUUGGAUACCCUGUCUAUUGAACUUGAGGCUCUGACCUUCCAGUGGUUCCUCUCCGUCUUCACCGACUGCCUGUGCGCCGAGGCACUGUUCCGUGUUUGGGAUGUCGUCCUAUGUACUCACGACGGUAGCACGUUCCUGUUCCAAGUUGCCCUCGCCCUACUUAAACUCAACGAGGGAAAUCUCCUGCAGCGCCAGACGCCAGCAGGCGUGUACACGUAUAUCAACCACCACAUGACGGAGCAUGCGAUCAGUAUCGACAGUCUGAUGCAGGCCAGCGAAGCUCUGAGGAAGCUAGUCAAACGAGAGGAAGUGGAGCAGAUGAGAGAGAAAGCGAUCCAGGCGGAGAAGGAUGCUGCGGCAGCGCGAGACGGGUGGGUAAACGGAGUUGCGGUUGAACCAACAGUGAUGGAGGAGUGA